AUGAGUCAAGAGCCCAAAUCUGAAAAGUCAAGGAAGGAGGAAUCUUUUUUUGGUCUAAAUGUUAAACACUCUGCAACGGUCGUCAACAAAGCACAAGGCAGAGGCUUAAACAAUAGAAGCUUUAUACAGUUCCGUACUGCAAAAAUUACUAGGAGUUUGGCCGGAUUCGAUGGUGAUACUGGAAAAUCGAAGAAGGAGAAUUCGGUUACUUCGAUGCUCACGGCGGCGGAGGAGGAUGGUCGGCGGCAGCGUCGUAACACACAUCUCUACAGCUGGACACGUGUUCUUGCUUAA
Molecule: messenger RNA, 294 nt
Organism: Arabis nemorensis
Lineage: Eukaryota; Viridiplantae; Streptophyta; Magnoliopsida; Brassicales; Brassicaceae
Source: the annotation of a GenBank genome assembly